Messenger RNA from Hyaena hyaena (striped hyena), 2317 nucleotides. RefSeq names its product diacylglycerol kinase iota (gene DGKI). The transcript is spliced from 22 exons. The annotation marks the transcript as partial. Gene Ontology annotation, biological process: lipid phosphorylation; diacylglycerol metabolic process; regulation of synaptic transmission, glutamatergic. Gene Ontology annotation, molecular function: ATP-dependent diacylglycerol kinase activity. Lineage: Eukaryota; Metazoa; Chordata; Mammalia; Carnivora; Hyaenidae. The record is from RefSeq and is a predicted model, not a curated record. Gene Ontology annotation, cellular component: nucleus.
AUGGAUGCUGCGGGAAGGGGCUGCCAUUUGCUGCCCCUGCCAGCGGCGCGCGGACCUGCUCGCUCCCCCGCAGCGGCGGCCGCCGCCCGCGCCGUCAGCCGGCCCGGCCUCUGCAGCGCCGCCGCCUCGGCUCCCUCGGCGGCCGCCGGAGCGGGCGCCAUGAACCCCAGCUCCUCGGCGGGAGAGGAGAAGGGGGCGCCCGGCGGCGGCGGCGGCGGAAGCGGCGCCGGGAGUUGCUGCCUGGGCGCGGAGGGCGGCGCGGACCCGCGGGGCGCGGGGGCAGCGGCGGCGGCGGCGGCGGGGGCCGCUGCCCUGGAGGAGCCCGCGGCCGCCGGCCCGAAGGAGAAGGACGAGGCGCUGGAGGAGAAGCUGAGGAACUUAACUUUCCGGAAGCAGGUCUCUUACAGGAAAGCAAUCUCCCGGGCAGGCCUGCAGCACCUGGCUCCUGUACAUCCCCUCAGCCUUCCUGUGGCAAAUGGUCCAGCGAAGGAGCCCAGAGCGACUCUGGACUGGAGUGAGAAUGCCGUGAAUGGAGAGCACCUGUGGCUGGAGACCAACGUCUCAGGAGACCUGUGUUACCUGGGAGAGGAGAACUGCCAAGUCAGAUUUGCAAAAUCGGCCCUCAGGAGGAAGUGUGCGGUCUGUAAAAUCGUCGUCCACACCGCCUGCAUUGAACAGCUAGAAAAGAUUAAUUUCAGAUGUAAACCAACAUUUCGAGAAGGGGGCUCAAGAUCACCAAGAGAAAACUUUGUGCGUCAUCACUGGGUGCACAGGCGUCGGCAGGAGGGAAAAUGUAAGCAGUGUGGGAAGGGCUUCCAGCAAAAAUUCUCCUUCCACAGUAAAGAGAUUGUGGCUAUCAGCUGUUCCUGGUGCAAACAGGCGUUUCACAAUAAGGUGACCUGCUUCAUGCUCCAUCACAUUGAGGAACCCUGCUCCUUGGGGGCUCAUGCUGCUGUUAUUGUCCCGCCUACCUGGAUCAUUAAGGUGAAGAAACCUCAGAACUCGCUGAAGGCUUCAAAUCGGAAGAAGAAGAGAACAAGCUUUAAAAGAAAAGCUAGCAAAAGAGGAGCUGAACAGGAAAACAAAGGUCGACCUUUUGUGAUAAAACCUAUCUCUUCUCCUCUCAUGAAGCCCUUGCUUGUCUUUGUGAAUCCCAAGAGUGGAGGCAACCAGGGAACCAAAGUCCUGCAGAUGUUCAUGUGGUACCUGAAUCCACGGCAGGUCUUUGAUCUUUCUCAGGAAGGGCCAAAAGAUGCGCUUGAGUUAUAUAGGAAAGUACCAAAUCUGCGAAUCUUAGCCUGUGGCGGGGAUGGAACGGUGGGCUGGAUCCUUUCUAUUCUGGACGAACUACAGCUGAGCCCUCAGCCUCCUGUCGGGGUCCUUCCGCUGGGGACUGGGAACGACCUGGCUCGAACUCUCAACUGGGGAGGGGGCUACACUGAUGAACCUGUUUCGAAGAUCCUUUGCCAAGUAGAGGAUGGGACCAUUGUACAGCUGGAUCGCUGGAACCUCCAUGUGGAAAGAAACCCAGACUUGCCUCCGGAAGAACUUGAAGAGGGUGUAUGUAAGCUUCCUCUGAACGUUUUCAAUAAUUACUUCAGCCUUGGAUUUGAUGCCCACGUCACACUGGAGUUCCAUGAAUCCAGAGAAGCAAAUCCAGAGAAAUUCAACAGUCGUUUUCGAAAUAAAAUGUUCUAUGCAGGGGCAGCUUUUUCGGAUUUCCUACAGAGAAGCUCUCGAGAUCUAUCCAAACAUGUUAAAGUUGUUUGUGAUGGAACAGAUCUCACUCCAAAGAUUCAGGAACUGAAGUUCCAGUGUAUAGUAUUUUUAAAUAUACCCAGAUAUUGUGCUGGCACAAUGCCCUGGGGGAACCCAGGAGAUCACCAUGAUUUUGAACCUCAGCGUCAUGAUGAUGGUUAUAUUGAAGUAAUUGGAUUCACUAUGGCCUCUUUGGCUGCCCUGCAAGUUGGGGGCCAUGGGGAGAGGCUGCACCAGUGUCGGGAGGUCAUGCUGCUCACCUACAAAUCCAUCCCCAUGCAAGUGGAUGGGGAGCCCUGUAGGCUGGCUCCAGCCAUGAUUCGGAUCUCUUUGAGGAAUCAAGCCAACAUGGUACAGAAGAGCAAGAGGAGAACAUCCAUGCCUUUACUGAAUGAUAUCCAUCAGGUGCCAGCUGCCGACCUGCGGAGAGUAUCGGCCCCCCCAGGCUCCUUCGCCACUCCCCAGUCCGUCCCAGACCGCCUGAGGAUCCGGGUGAACAAAAUCAGUUUACAAGACUAUGAAGGAUUCCACUAUGACAAAGAGAAACUUCGGGAAGCUU